AUGUUUUCUUCCCAACAGUAUAAACAAGCUGUCCAUGAACUUGUGCGUUGUGUUGCACUGACAAGAAUUUGCUACGGUGACUCACACUGGAAACUAGCAGAGGCACAUGUUAAUCUGGCUCAAGGCUACCUCCAGCUGAAAGGGUUGUCGCUGCAAGCAAAACAACAUGUAGAAAAAGCCCAGAAAAUCCUCAGCAGCGCCAUUGAACCUCCCUAUAAUGAUAAUACAGAUGUUUUCAAGUGUUCCGUUGAACUUUUUCAUACCAUGGGGAGAGCCUUAAUCGCACUUCAAAAGUUUAAGGAAGCUUCAGAGAAUCUGGCGAAAGCAGAGAGACUCUCAAAGGAGCUGCUGCAGUGUGGAAGAAUUAUAAAGGAAGAAUGGGUCAAAAUUCAAGCAGAGCUCACACUGUCAUUGGCACA
Chrysochloris asiatica (Cape golden mole) is the source of this 419-nucleotide messenger RNA. RefSeq names its product tetratricopeptide repeat protein 23-like. The transcript is spliced from 3 exons. The record is from RefSeq and is a predicted model, not a curated record. Lineage: Eukaryota; Metazoa; Chordata; Mammalia; Afrosoricida; Chrysochloridae. The annotation marks the transcript as partial. Gene Ontology annotation, molecular function: protein binding.